Molecule: messenger RNA, 2461 nt
Organism: Lontra canadensis (Northern American river otter)
Lineage: Eukaryota; Metazoa; Chordata; Mammalia; Carnivora; Mustelidae
Gene: LAS1L
Product: LAS1 like ribosome biogenesis factor
Exons: 14
Coding region: 40-2229 (729 amino acids)
Biological process (GO): maturation of 5.8S rRNA; maturation of LSU-rRNA
Cellular component (GO): preribosome, large subunit precursor; Las1 complex
Molecular function (GO): endonuclease activity
Source: RefSeq, a predicted model, not a curated record
GUGGGAAUCCGGGUCCGGCCAGGUGUAGGUCUCCUGGGUAUGGAUCGUGUGUGGAGUGCGUGGUGCGGGAAGUGCGUUAAAGAGAAAGGGUCGUCGCCAUUUUGGGCCCAGCGCAUCGUGGUCGCCUGGCUCAGUAGGGCCGAGUGGGAUCAGGUGACGGUGUAUCUGUUUUGUGAUGACCAUAAAUUGCAACGGUACGCCCUGAACCGCAUCACCGUGUGGAGGAGUAGGUUAGGCAACGAACUACCCCUGGCAGUGGCUUCUACUGCUGACCUGGUACGCUGUAAGCUCAUGGAUGUAGCUGGUGGCUUGGGCCCUGAUGAACUUAGACUGCUCUAUGGCAUGGCGUUGGUCAGGUUUGUGAAUCUUAUCUCAGAGAGGAAGACAAAGUUUGUCAAGCUCCCUCUCAAGUUCCUGGCUCAAGAGAUAAACAUUCCGGAUUGGAUUGUUGAACUUCGCCAUGAGUUGACACACAAGAAAAUGCCCCAUAUAAAUGACUGCCGCAGAGGCUGUUACUUUGUUCUGGAUUGGCUUCAGAAGACUUACUGGUGCCGCCAGCUGGAGAACAGCCUGAGAGAAACCUGGGAGCUGGAGGAGGAUAGGGAAGAGACAGAUGAAGAAGACCAAGAGGAAGAUAAAAAUAUUGUAGUUGAUGACAUCACAGAACAGAAACCAGAGCCUAAGGAUAAAGGGAAAGGUGCAGAACUGGAUAUCAGGGUCGAUGGAGACAGUGAAGGCAACAAAGAGGUUGAUUCACAUUUGAAAAAGGCUCUGAGACAUAAAGAGCUAUAUGAAAGAACCCGAGAACUGCUGGUCUCAUAUGAAGAGGAGCAGUUUAAGGUGCUGGAGAAAUUUAGGCAUUUACCUCAGGCUGCUAAAGCAUGGAACAACCUGUCUCCACCUGUAGAAUGCAUCCUGGCAGAGCUCAAAGGCAUUACAUGUGAGAACAGGGAGGCUGUGUUGGAUGCUUUUCUGGAUGAUGGCUUUCUCAUCCCCACAUUUGAACAGUUGGCAGCUUUGCAGAUAGACUAUGAAGAUGGUCAGACUGAGGUCCAGAGAGGGGAAGGUACUGACCCAAAAUUACACAAAAACGUGGACCUGAGUGACAUCCUGGUGCCAAAGCCAUUCUCUCAAUUCUGGCAGCCUCUGCUCAGGGGCCUGCACUCCCAGACCUUCACACAGGCCCUGCUGGAGAGGUUGCUCUCUGAGCUGCCAGCCUUGGGUGACAGCGGGAUCCGGCCCACCUACAUCCUCAGAUGGACCAUUGAACUGAUUGUGGCUAACACCAAGACUGGACGGAAUGCUCGCCGAUUUUCUGCAAGCCAGUGGGAAGCCAGAAGGAGUUGGAGGCUAUUCAACUGCUCUGCCUCCCUUGACUGGCCCCGAGUGGUUGAGUCUUGCUUGGGGUCCCCUUGCUGGGCCAGUUCCCAACUCCUUCAGCUCGUCUUCAAAGCCAUGGGACAGGUCCUGCCAGACGAGGAGCAAGAGAGGCUGCUGCGCAUCUGUUCCAUUUAUACCCAGACUGGCGAGAACAGCCUAGUACAGGAAGGCUCAGAGGCCUCCCCCAUUGGGAAGUCCCCUUACACACUGGACAGCCUGUAUUGGAACCUCAAACCAGCUGGUUCCUUUGGAAUUGAAGGAGAACCCCAGCAGCAGGAGGAGCAGGGCAGACUUAAUGAUCUCAAGAAAGAUGAAAAGGAGGAGAAAGAUCUGGAAGAUCAGGUGGAGGAGGAGGAAGAGGAAAAUGAUGACCAGAAGUGGGAGGAGGAGGAAGAAGAUGAAGAUGAUGAAGAUGAAGAUGAGGAGGAGGAAGAGGUAGAAGAGGAAGACAGAAUGGAGGUGGGACCUUUAUCUACUGGGGAGGAGUCUCCCACUGCUGAGAAUGCCAGGCUCCUGGCCCAGAAAAGAGGAGCUUUGCAGGGCUCUCCAUGGCAAGUUAGCUCUGAAGAUGUACGAUGGGAUACCUUCCCCUUAGGCCUAAUGCCAGGUCAGACUGAGGACCCAGCAGAGCUUAUGCUGGAGAAUUAUGACACCAUGUAUCUUUUGGACCAGCCUGUGCUAGAGCAGCGGCUGGAACCCCCAACAUGCAAGACUGGCACCCUUGGCUUGAGCUGUGGUGUGGGCAGUGACAACUGCAGCAACAGUAGCAACAGCAGCAGCAACUUGGAGGGCCUUCUCUGGAGCCAGCGCCAGCUGCAUGGACUCAAAACUGGCCUGCAGCUCUUCUGAUGCCCACACUGGUGCAGUGUUUCUCCAGCCCUGCUGCAGCAACAGCCUCUUCCCUGCCCCUGUUGUCCCCCUGCUCCUGGCCCCCACCAGUGCACCUGAUGCUCCAUGAAACAACCUGGGAGACAGUCCCAUUCAGCCGUAUCAGCUCCACUUUCUGCCACAAUGGAAUUUUGAAUGUUUUGGGGUUUUUUUAAAGUUUUGUUUUGAAAAACAAUAAACAGGCAACUGUUAA